UUGUCUAAGCAUAUAAAUGUGAAUCAGUUUGUUGAGAAUCGAGUAACGAAAAGAAAUCUUCAAAAUUUCAAUUAAGCCAAAUCACGAUAAACGUUUUGAGUAAAUAGCAUUUGCCAUGAUGCGCCUUAAGCAAAUCGAACCGGCUCAAGUCGAGCUGCGAGCCAAGGACGAGGUUCGGGCCAGCUUCAUUGUGUUUGCCGUGCUCUGUGCUGCCAUAAGGUUAACUCCAUUUCUGAUACGCAAGCUGUCUUUCUCUUCCUAAACGGCGGCCCAACUGAGACCAGCGACAUCUGAAGCCAAGCAAUUUGAAUUUAGCCUGCAAAUGAAAUUGAAGAGCCCAUUAACUUUCUAAAAAUUUUCAAGUUUUACACAUUAUUUCAAUGGUUUAAAGGUUCUCAAGAGAGUAGCUGAGCGCACUACUGUGUAAACAUCUUUUGUACACAUCUGAAAAUAUACACAAUCCUUAAGUAAACGAUAAAAAAUAAUAACAUCAAUUAAAAUAUUUAUUGGAAGCGUAAAA
Molecule: messenger RNA, 520 nt
Organism: Drosophila hydei
Lineage: Eukaryota; Metazoa; Arthropoda; Insecta; Diptera; Drosophilidae
Exons: 2
Coding region: 116-262 (48 amino acids)
Source: RefSeq, a predicted model, not a curated record